CGCGACUCCGCCCUAUUGCGCACAGCAACCCGGCGCUGCACAGGGCUCUCGGGACACCGCUGUCUGCCCUUCGCUAUGGCUGCCGUCAGGGCUCUGGUGGCCCCGAGACUGGCUUCUGCGCUCUCGGGGCGCCACCGGGCUCCCUCCCAGCGCGCAGCCCUUCACAGCUCCGCGCCGCGGCCCGUGGCCAGGGUGGCGUUGGUGCUGUCGGGCUGCGGAGUCUAUGACGGAACCGAGAUCCACGAGGCCUCCGCGAUCCUGGUGCACCUGAGCCGAGGUGGGGCAGAGGUCCAGAUCUUUGCUCCUGAUGUCCCUCAGAUGCAUGUGAUUGACCACACCAAGGGGCAGCCUUCUGAGAGCGAACGCAGGAACGUUCUGACAGAGUCGGCAAGGAUCGCCCGAGGCAAGAUCACCAACCUGGCUCAGCUGAGUGCUGCCAACCAUGAUGCCGCCAUUUUCCCUGGAGGCUUUGGAGCUGCCAAAAACCUGAGCACAUUCGCCGUGGACGGGAAGGACUGCAAGGUUAACAAGGAAGUAGAGCGUGUCCUGAAGGAGUUCCACGGGGCUAGCAAGCCCAUUGGCUUGUGCUGCAUCGCUCCUGUCCUCGCUGCCAAAGUGAUCAAAGGUGUCGAGGUCACUGUGGGCCACGAGCAGGAGGAGGGUGGCAAGUGGCCUUAUGCUGGAACUGCGGAAGCCAUCAAAGCCCUGGGCGCCAGGCACUGUGUGAAGGGUGUGACCGAAGCUCAUGUAGACCAGAAAAACAAGGUGGUCACGACCCCGGCCUUCAUGUGUGAGACCGCUCUCCACCACAUCCAUGACGGGAUUGGGGCCAUGGUGAAGAAGGUGCUGGAACUCACCGGAAAGUGACGCUGCCUGGGCCAUACUUGGCCUCCUUUGCUGUGGAGCUCUCAGCCCUUCCGGGCACCAGCCAGCCAGGACACAAGAGUUGCUUUUCUUUUAGGAGCAUUGACGUUUUUCUGCCUCAAGAGUUUUGCCUUCUGCCGUCCAUCCUGAACUUGACCCAGCUCCUCCUACCAGCAGGAAGCUCAGAGGUCCUCCCUGGGCCUCAAGUAGCAGCAGGAGCUUCAUCGGGGAUGCUUAUGUCACUGUGUGUCCCCAUUGGGAGGUCUGCGCAGCCUUUCCAGAGAGCACUUAAAUUCUGCAGUCCUAGAUCUGAUGGAUCAGGGCACUUAAGCCCUAAAAGGAGAUAUUUUACGUUCUAAGUCCUCUGGUAAUCAGAGAUACCUUGUUGAUGGUUAAAGGAAAGUCCUCUGAUCCAGAAUAAACUCCUUUCCACGCUGGGA
Molecule: messenger RNA, 1304 nt
Organism: Psammomys obesus (fat sand rat)
Lineage: Eukaryota; Metazoa; Chordata; Mammalia; Rodentia; Muridae
Gene: Gatd3
Product: glutamine amidotransferase class 1 domain containing 3
Exons: 7
Coding region: 76-867 (263 amino acids)
Cellular component (GO): mitochondrion
Source: RefSeq, a predicted model, not a curated record